GCCCCGCAGCGGCUCCAGGGAACCUUCCCUCCGGGAGUCCUCCCGCGCAGCCUCCGACCACCGAGAGGAGCGCCUAGAGCGCCCGCCCGCCCGCCCCGCGCCGCUCCGCCCCGCCCCGCCCCGCCCCUCCCCGCCCCGCGCGCUCUAUGCCGGAAGUGGACGUCACGUGUCGCCCGCAGGCGCUGUCGCCGCGCACGUCAGGUCGCGCCGCGCUCCGGAGAGCAUCGACGACAUGCCUUUGGCCCGGGAUUUGCUGCACCCGUCCUUGGACGAGGAGAAGAAAAAGCAUAAAAAGAAACGACUGGUUCAGAGCCCCAAUUCUUACUUUAUGGAUGUGAAAUGUCCAGGUUGCUACAAGAUCACCACGGUUUUCAGCCACGCGCAGACGGUGGUUCUCUGUGUGGGCUGCUCCACGGUGCUGUGCCAGCCGACGGGAGGCAAAGCCAGGCUCACAGAAGAGACAGGCCUGUGCGUGACGGUUUGUCCCGAUUCCUCCGCAGGGUGCUCGUUCAGAAGAAAGCAGCACUAGGACCGCACAGCUCCAGCAUCCGCCACGUCGCAGAAGCCUUAUCAGCUCAGUGAUUCUGUCGGUCAGGAUAAUGUCAUUAAUUAUGCUUAAUUUUGUAAGGUAGACAACAAUAUCCUAUUUUGGUGUCAGUUUUUCAAUAAAGUUUUGAUUAUGGGCAAU
This is a messenger RNA of Erinaceus europaeus (western European hedgehog), 688 nucleotides long. It is a transcript of the gene RPS27L, whose product is annotated as ribosomal protein S27 like. Bases 233 to 529 code for a protein of 98 amino acids. Gene Ontology annotation, cellular component: ribosome; cytosolic small ribosomal subunit. Gene Ontology annotation, molecular function: RNA binding; structural constituent of ribosome. The record is from RefSeq and is a predicted model, not a curated record. Lineage: Eukaryota; Metazoa; Chordata; Mammalia; Eulipotyphla; Erinaceidae. The transcript has 5 exons. Gene Ontology annotation, biological process: translation; ribosomal small subunit assembly.